AUGGCAUCACAAAAGCACGUCGCGGAGGUUCCGCGCACCAUCCUUCCUCGCUUGACCUGGAAUAGCUCCUCCUCCCGGCCUUCGAUCACCGUAUCCCACUAUCCCGCGCUCGGUCGAAAGCGCCCACUCUCCCAAGGCUGGACUCCUUUAAAACGAACAAUCCACUCAUCGAACUCGUCCUUCCAACAUUCACACAUCGCUUCCACCUCCUCUCGAACCUUCAUCUCCAGCGCUCUCGUUUCCCGACAGCCCUCUCCUACCAAGCCGAACACCCAGAACACAAACCCCAUCCGACACAAUGGAGUAUAUGUCGCAACCUUCAAUCCAGCUCGUCGCGCGUUCCAUGCGACCCCUGCUCGCCCUAGAGACCACCACUUUGAUACCUUAAAGUUCGUCAAGCGCCUCCAAACCGAGGGUUUCAGCGAGGAACAAUCCGUGGCCAUGAUGCGGGUCCUGAAUGAUAUCAUCCAAGAAUCGAUCCAAAACCUGACUCGAACAAUGGUCCUCCGAGAAGAUUCGGAACGAUCAACAUACACACAAAAGGUCGAUUUCGCCAAACUCCGCUCCGAACUCCUCAACUCAGACUCCACCGAGGCGCAUGCCACCCGCUCACAACAUGAGAAGAUCACAGCGGAUCUUGCGAAGCUCAACUCGCGACUCCGCGAUGAGAUCGGCCGCACGCAGGCUUCCGUCCGGCUAGAUCUGAACCUGGAGAAGGGUCGGAUUCGUGAAGAAGCCAACAGUCAGGAGAUGCGGAUCAAGGAGACUGAAACGCGCAUUGAACAGGAGGUCGCUGGGUUAAGAGAGCGAGUGGAGGCUGUCAAGUUCUCGACUUUGCAAUGGCUUAUGGGUGUUUGCACCGGUACCGCUGCUCUUAUUCUUGGUGCCUGGCGUCUGUUUAUGUAG
Penicillium brevicompactum is the source of this 906-nucleotide messenger RNA. Its product is annotated as CCDC90 family protein. The record is from RefSeq and is a predicted model, not a curated record. NCBI's taxonomy places the organism in Eukaryota, Fungi, Ascomycota, Eurotiomycetes, Eurotiales, Aspergillaceae. The coding region runs from base 1 to 906 and encodes 301 amino acids. Gene Ontology annotation, cellular component: mitochondrion. The transcript is spliced from 2 exons.